This is a messenger RNA of Daucus carota subsp. sativus, 402 nucleotides long. RefSeq lists its product as uncharacterized. Gene Ontology annotation, molecular function: calcium ion binding; protein binding. Gene Ontology annotation, cellular component: nucleus; plasma membrane; cytoplasm. The transcript has 2 exons. Gene Ontology annotation, biological process: endocytosis; endosomal transport. The record is from RefSeq and is a predicted model, not a curated record. NCBI's taxonomy places the organism in Eukaryota, Viridiplantae, Streptophyta, Magnoliopsida, Apiales, Apiaceae. Bases 1 to 396 code for a protein of 131 amino acids.
AUGCCAGAGAUCUUAAAGCAGGUCUGGGACUUGUCUGAUCAAGAUAAUGACAGUAUGCUUUCUUUGAGGGAAUUUUGUAUUGCCCUCUAUCUUAUGGAGGCGUAUAGGGAAGGCCGCCCUCUUCCAUCAGUGCUCCCAAAUAACAUUAUUCUUGAAGAUACACAGUUUCCGGCUACAGGUCAAUCUGUUGCUGGAUAUGGAAAUGCAUCUUUGCGACAUAAUCCUGGUAUGCAAAAAAUCCAAGAGAUGCCUGGUCCACGUCCAGUUGCCCCUGCAGUUGGAGGUAGGCCGCCUAGACCAGUUCCUAUUCCAGUCCCGCAGCCUGAUGAAGAGAAUGUGCAGCGCAGUCGGCAAAAGCAAAAACUUCCCGAACUUGAAAAGCAUCUAGUGGAUUGAUGGGCU